Messenger RNA from Rhopalosiphum padi (bird cherry-oat aphid), 714 nucleotides. Its product is annotated as small ubiquitin-related modifier 3-like. The record is from RefSeq and is a predicted model, not a curated record. The transcript has 3 exons. Gene Ontology annotation, molecular function: ubiquitin-like protein ligase binding; protein tag activity. Gene Ontology annotation, biological process: protein sumoylation. Lineage: Eukaryota; Metazoa; Arthropoda; Insecta; Hemiptera; Aphididae. Bases 381 to 641 code for a protein of 86 amino acids. Gene Ontology annotation, cellular component: nucleus.
CACCGCAGCUACCGGUCUACGCUGUCUCAACCGCCACCACGAGCAACGACGACGCGACAACGUUGACUCUCCCAACACCCGCAAAAGCACACGGCGGGACGAGAAGACAAGUCGCCACGGACGAGUAGUACCGGCCGCCGACGAUAUCGCUCUCUUGCAGUCUUGCGGUGACUUUUGUUGAGUGUUGUUGUUUACUUGUCGCGGCUGAGUGAUACUGUAAAUUAUUCUUGCUGGCAUACCGAACAUACGAAUCUUGUUCGUUUCCAAUACUGUUGACGGCAUUUUCAUUGGAAAAUUGCAUUACACUGCCACUGCGUUUUCAUUGUCACAGGCGUCAACACCAUUGGUCUUUUAACCAAUUUAUAUAUCACACAUCAGAAAUGGCCGAGCACAAAGGAGAUGCCCUUGAAUACAUUAAUGUUAAGUUUCUUGACAUGGAUGAUUUUAUUGUCCAAUUCAAGAUUAAGACAGAUGAUUCUCUAAUACAGCUCAUAAAUCAUUAUUGUGAAAUUAAUGAUUUAGAUAAGGAAGAAGUAAGAUUCAGAUUUUAUGGACAAAAAAUUGAGGAAGCUGAUACUCCGUCUUCUCUUGAAAUGGAAGAAGGUGAUACCAUUGACGUCUUUAAACGGCAGAUUGGUUAAAAUAUAAACAUAUUUGUUCUAUUAUUAAGAGGAUGUUAUGCAUACGCGUGUUUUUCUGUUAUUUGAGGGUAAA